Messenger RNA from Cricetulus griseus (Chinese hamster), 1125 nucleotides. The record is from RefSeq and is a predicted model, not a curated record. NCBI's taxonomy places the organism in Eukaryota, Metazoa, Chordata, Mammalia, Rodentia, Cricetidae.
AUGAUUGGUACCUUACCUCCACCUGGAGAGAGCUCGAGUCUGGCUGUCUGCAGGAUCCUCUUUGUCCCGGGCUGUCUUUCCGACAUCCGACAGCUUAACCGUCUAGAAACUAUGGGGCAAACUGGGACCGAGCGAGGAGCCCGCGAGGAGGCCCGAGGGCGAGCACCAGGGCCUGAAGCAGCAGGAAGACAUGCAGAUUUGCUUGUGGUGAAUGGGAUUCUUGGGGAAUCGGUUACUUUCCCCUUAAAUAUUCAAGAGCCACAGAAAGUUAAGAACAUUGGCUGGGUUUCUUCAUUUGCUUCAUCCGUUGCUUUUGUAAAACCAGGACUCCAAGGAGCACCACGUGACAUUUUUGUGAUCCAGGCCACUUAUGAAGGACGAAUAUCCGUCAUAGAUCAGAACUAUGACCUAGUCAUUAGAGACCUGAGGAUGGAAGAUGAGGGAACUUACAUUGCAAACAUAAAUGUAGAGAAUACCCCCACCACCACAAAGCGCUAUAACCUUCAUAUCUACCGUCGGCUUGGAAAAGCAAAAAUUACACAGAGUUCAAUAACAUUUUUGAACAAUUCUUGUAAUGUCACACUAACGUGCUCUGUGGAGAAAGAAGAAAAGAAUGUGACAUACAGUUGGAGUCCCUUGGGAGAGAGAAGUAAUGUCCUUCAAAUCUUCCAGUCCCCUGAGGAUCAAAACCUGACUUACACAUGUACUGCCCAGAACCCUGUCAGCAACAGUUCUGACUCUGUCGCUGCCCAGCAACUUUGCACAGACAGUCCAAAUUUCCACCUUCGCCGUGCUGUGUUGUCAAGUGGACUGGCUGCCGCUCUCCUUCUGCUUAUUCUCAUUCCAUUUUUUGGGUUUCUGUUGUAUUUGUACAAGAGAUGGCGGAAUAGGAUUGACUUGAAAGGUGAUGUCUCAAGAGAAACAACAUACCGUAAAAUGUCAAGAAAUGAUCGUCUCACAGAGUCUAGAAUCUAUGAUGAAAUUCCUGAGUGCAAGGUGCUGUCCCACAAGGAAGAGUCAGUGAACACCAUUUACUCCUCAGUGCAGCUUUCUGAGAAGAUGCGGAAAAACGACACAAGUGAUGGCAGACCUCCCAAGACUUUGGGUAAUGAAAUUAUCGUCUAG